AUGCAGCCUUUGGUGUUUGACGCCUCCGUCCUCAGCCGCAAGCCUGACAUCCCCACCGAGCUCGUCUGGUCUGAAAAGGACCGACCAACCUCCGAUUCCUUCGACGAGCUCGAUCUUCCCGUCAUCGAUCUGGCUAGUUUUUUCUCCGGAAAUGACGAAACUGCCCUUGAGAUCGCCAAGCAAGUCGGAGAAGCGUGUGCAAAGCACGGGUUCUUUCUGCUCACCAAUCAUGGGGUUGAUGAGGGUUUGUUGGAGGAGGCGCAGAGAAGGACCGAGGGGUUCUUCAGGAUGAGUUUGGAAGAGAAGGAGAGGGUUAAGAGAAAAGCUGGGGAGAUAUUUGGGUAUGCGAGUAGUUUUACGGGGAGGUUUGCUUCGAAUUUGCCGUGGAAGGAGACACUGUCGAUUCCUACUAAUGCUGCCGAGGAGUACAUCGUGAAGACCUUGGGUGAUGACUUCCAACAAUAUGGGAAUGUGUUGCAGAAGUAUUCCAACGCAAUGAACAAGCUUGUUUUGGAGAUAUUGGAGGUGUUAGGGUUGAGCCUUGGUGUUGGGCGCUGGUUCAGGGACUUUUACUCUGAUAAUGACUCAAUCUUUAGGGCUAAUUACUACCCUUCUUGCCUAAAGCCAGACCUCACUCUUGGGACCGGGCCCCACUACGAUCCGACCUCCGUCACCAUUUUGCAUCAAGAUGAGAUAACUGGACUUCAAGUCUUUGUUGAUGGGAAGUGGUACACUGUUAGCCCCAAGCCUAACACCUUUGUCAUCAACAUUGGGGAUGCUUUCAUGGCACUGACGAACAAGAGGUACAAGAGUUGCAUGCACCGAGCAGUGGUAAAUAGCACGGCAGCAAGGAAGUCACUGGUGUUCUUUCUGUGCCCGAGGAAGGAUAAAAUCUUGCGGCCGCCGGAGUCACUCAUCAAUGCUGAGCACCCGAGGGCUUACCCUGACUUCACAUGGGCAACAAUGGAGGAAUUCACUCAGAAGCAUUACAGAGCUGAUACCCAGACUGCUAAUGUCUUUGCUCGGUGGCUUCAGAAGAACAAAGAGGAGGGCAUUACUGUUGAGUGGGAUUGAUUGAUGAUAAUAAGUAUGUUUGGGAGCUGGUCUCUUUUUAUGUCAAAACCAAAAGAAUAAAUGAUUCUGA
Asparagus officinalis (garden asparagus) is the source of this 1144-nucleotide messenger RNA. Its product is annotated as gibberellin 20 oxidase 1-B-like. Gene Ontology annotation, molecular function: gibberellin 20-oxidase activity. The coding region runs from base 1 to 1074 and encodes 357 amino acids. Lineage: Eukaryota; Viridiplantae; Streptophyta; Magnoliopsida; Asparagales; Asparagaceae. The record is from RefSeq and is a predicted model, not a curated record. The transcript is spliced from 3 exons. Gene Ontology annotation, biological process: unidimensional cell growth; flower development; gibberellin biosynthetic process.